Molecule: messenger RNA, 1543 nt
Organism: Pyrus x bretschneideri (Chinese white pear)
Lineage: Eukaryota; Viridiplantae; Streptophyta; Magnoliopsida; Rosales; Rosaceae
Product: cytochrome b561 and DOMON domain-containing protein At3g07570-like
Exons: 4
Coding region: 257-1351 (364 amino acids)
Source: RefSeq, a predicted model, not a curated record
UUUCUUUUUAUAUAUCCGAACAAGGAGGCUAGGUUGUGCAGCUUACCUAAUGAAUAAUUAUAAAUAAUUACAACAGCUUCAAUUAUUUUUAUCAACUCUCCUUACAAGUUUCAAUAUUCAAUCAUUUGUCAACUUGUUCCAGGUAUAUAUACAUCUGUUCAAAUAUUCAUUUGAUCGCCCACUACUUUCCCUGUUUUCUCCCGCACAGAGAGAGAGAGAGAGAGAGAGAGAGAGAGAGAGAGAGAGAGAGAGAGAGAUGAAGGCAUUCAUAGCUUCCAUCAUCAUCGUCAUCUUUGGCUUAUCAGCCAGAGUGAAUUCACAAACAGAUUCAUGCAGCUCGAGUCUAAACUUGCAGAAUGUCAAUUUGCCAUUUGAUGCAGCUUCUCUCAAUUGCCUUGUUGUUUGGGAUGCUCAUAACUACAUCCUCAGAUACUCACAAACUUCAUCAAACCUAUGGACCUUUGUCCUCUCAGCACCUGCUGCUAAUUCAUACAUUGCAAUUGGGUUCUCAAGCAACGGCCGGAUGGUGGGUUCCAGUGCAAUUGUGGGGUGGAUGUCCUCAACAGGAGGAGAGAUCAAACCUUAUUACUUGGGUGGGACCUCACCUAACCUUGUGGAGCCCAACAAGGGGAGCCUUCAAGUUGGAACCAACUUUUCCUUAAUUACAUCCCAGUCCAACAGAUUGUACCUAGGGUUCCAAUUGGAGACCAAUCAGCCGCUAUCAAGGCUCAUAUACUCUGUUGGACCAGAUGGGUUGCUGCCUGUGGCUCCCAACUACAGAUUGAGUGAGCAUAGAGACAAGGUCUCCACCUACAUAAAUUAUGUCACAGGUCAAAGUAAAUUGAGCACGAAGAGUCCACAUUCAAGACUGAGGAAGAGCCAUGGAGUACUAAACAUGCUAGGAUGGGGCAUUUUGAUGAUAAUUGGAGUAAUAGUGGCUCGUUACUUGAAACCAUAUGAUCCACUUUGGUUUUAUCUUCAUACUUGCAUUCAGUCAUUUGGGCUUGUAUUCGGAAUAAUAGGUGUUUUUUGUGGAUUUGUCUUAAACAAUAAGCUCAAUGCUGAUGUCUCCACCCACAAAUCUCUUGGUAUCUUCAUUCUUGUGCUCGGUUGUCUUCAGGUCAUGGCUCUUUUGAUUCGACCGGAGAAGGAAUCGAAGGUGCGAAAGUACUGGAAUUGGUACCAUCAUGGUGUGGGAAGGAUUCUGAUCAUUUUUGCCGUAGCAAAUGUUUUCUAUGGAAUCCAUUUGGGAGAGAACGGAAAGGGAUGGAGUGCUGGCUAUGGAGUUGUUAUUGCUAUCUUAUUUGUUACUGCUUUAAUUUUUGAAUUAAGAUUGUGGCUUAGAAAAUAAAGUGUGUAUGUGGGGGGAGGGGGCACUUUCUCUUUGUUUAUUACUAAUUAGACAUUCUAAUUUGAAAGUUUUUCUUUUAAUCAUCUCAUGAAUUUGAAGUGAUACAGAUAUACCAUUUAUGUAUAUGACAUAUGCCUUUCAGAAAUUUUUGCACUGUAAUUUGUUUCUCACACACUCAUGUUUAAUCUUGUA